GGGCAGACUUAGAGGAGACCCCCGGCCCCGCGUCACACACAAACACACAGACGCCAGGAGCAGAGCCAGGCUGAGAGUGAUGGUUGAACACAGGUGAACAGAGAGGUGGCCAGCUGAGCCCUUGGAGUGAGGACAGCCCUGGAUGUCGUUUGUGUUGCCUGGCGCAGGCUGGAGCACCACGGAUGCUCUCUGAUGGUGCGUCCAGGGUGCACGCCCAUCAUGUGGCCACCCUCAGAAGGAGGGGCUCCAGGGACCUGGAAGAACUGGAGAAAGGCUUCAUUCUUUCUGAGACCUCAGCCCACUCCGGGCCUGGAGAAGCAGGAGGCCUGGCCGGCCACGAGGCAGCAAGAGGCAUACAAAAAUGUGUGUCUGGACCUGAGCAACUGCACCUCCACAGAAGAGGUGGGGAGGUGGGCUGAGGGUCCAGGGGUCCAGAGAGACUAGAGGAGUGGUACCAGGGAGCUCGAGGUCCCGGCUGAGGGUGACCACCCUGCUGGGAGGCUGGGGUCUUUCCAGCGGGGUUGUGCCCGAGCCGACAUCUGUCCAGACAGGGAGAAGGUGAAGGUGAGGGCAGCCCCCUGGGGACCGAGGAGCCCUGCUGGAGGCACCGCUGAGCAGGGCGCCAGAGAGCCAGGACCCGUUCCUAUUCCCUGGUGGGAUUAUGUCUAUGCAGGGCCCCCAGAGGAGACUACUGGGCUCCUUCAACUCCACCUCCCCAGCCACCCCUCACCACAGGCUGGCUGCCAACCAGACGGGGCCCCAGUGCCUGGAGAUGUCCGUUCCGGAUGGGCUCUUUCUCAGCCUGGGGCUGGUGAGCGCGGUGGAGAACGUGCUGGUGGUGGCUGCCAUUGCCAAGAACCGCAACCUGCACUCACCCAUGUAUUACUUUAUCUGCUGCCUGGCUGUGUCUGACCUGCUGGUGAGUGUGAGCAACGUGCUGGAGACGGCUGUCAUACUGCUGCUGGAGGCAGGCGCCCUGGCCACCCGGGCUGCUGUGGUGCAGCAGCUGGACGACCUCAUCGACGUGCUCAUCUGUGGCGCUAUGGUCUCGAGCCUCUGCUUCCUGGGCGCCAUUGCUGUGGACCGCUACAUCUCCAUCUUCUAUGCACUGCGAUACCACAGCAUCGUCACUCUGCCCCGGGCAUGGCGGGCCAUCUCAGCUAUCUGGGUGGCUAGUGUCCUCUCCAGCACGCUCUUCAUCGCCUACUACAAUCACACGGCCGUCCUACUUUGUCUUGUCAGCUUCUUUGUAGCCAUAUUGGUGCUCAUGGCUGUGCUGUAUGUCCACAUGCUUGCCCGGGCAUGCCAGCAUGCCCGGGGCAUUGCCCGGCUCCAUAAGAGGCAGCGCCCCAUCCACCAGGGCUUUGGCCUCAAGGGCGCCGCCACGCUCACCAUCCUGCUGGGCAUUUUCUUUCUCUGCUGGGGCCCCUUCUUUCUGCACCUCUCACUCAUGGUCCUCUGCCCUCAACACCCCGUCUGUGGCUGUGUCUUCAAGAACUUUAACCUCUUCCUCACCCUCAUCAUCUGCAACUCCAUCAUUGACCCCCUCAUCUACGCCUUCCGCAGCCAGGAACUCCGAAAGACGCUCCAAGAGGUACUGCUAUGCUCAUGGUGAGGCUGCAGGCUCAAGGCCAGGGUGCUGGGCAGAGGGAGGUGGUGAUAUCCUGUGACCUGAAUUCUCUGGACGGGAGCAGUCACUUGCCAAGGGGCAGAUGAGAUGAUCUUUGGAGGUGUGAAUGCAUGGACCCUCUGGGGCCAGAGAAAGGCGCAGAUCUCCAGGAGUUGCUGUGGAGAUUGGAGAUGGUGGGGCUGCGGGCACUAGAGGUGGGUCCUGGGCCCCUGGAAAGAGACCCUGCCCGCUCCUGGAGCACUCCACUCCACCCAGGCACCAGGCAAGGACGCCCACCUUUGCUGCCACGUCUAUGGAUUUGUGCCCCUGCCUGUUGGGAUGUGAAAUCUCUGUGUUGGUCAAAUGACAAGUGCCGCUCCCCAGGAAGGCCUCGGGAAAAGGGACUUUGUGACCAGCAAGACCUGUCUUCACAGGCCUGCUUCAGGCAGAAGUGAGCUGCUGUUUCAAGCAGAGGGACCAUGUCUGCAGCAGCUACAGUGGAGGGUGGGGCUGAUCUAAGGCUCAGUG
Molecule: messenger RNA, 2137 nt
Organism: Suricata suricatta (meerkat)
Lineage: Eukaryota; Metazoa; Chordata; Mammalia; Carnivora; Herpestidae
Gene: MC1R
Product: melanocortin 1 receptor
Exons: 1
Coding region: 662-1615 (317 amino acids)
Biological process (GO): G protein-coupled receptor signaling pathway
Cellular component (GO): membrane
Molecular function (GO): melanocyte-stimulating hormone receptor activity
Source: RefSeq, a predicted model, not a curated record